Molecule: messenger RNA, 6150 nt
Organism: Oncorhynchus kisutch (coho salmon)
Lineage: Eukaryota; Metazoa; Chordata; Actinopteri; Salmoniformes; Salmonidae
Product: cAMP-dependent protein kinase catalytic subunit alpha
Exons: 10
Coding region: 608-1663 (351 amino acids)
Biological process (GO): protein phosphorylation
Cellular component (GO): cAMP-dependent protein kinase complex; cytosol; nucleus
Molecular function (GO): ATP binding; cAMP-dependent protein kinase activity; protein kinase A regulatory subunit binding
Source: RefSeq, a predicted model, not a curated record
GGCUCUAUGGAUGGGCCUCGAUAGUCUGUCGGCUGUAGUCGGUCACUCGGCUUGCUUCACACCGAAAGCUACAGUAGGCUAUGUUGAUUCUGGUGUUUUCCCGACCUCAUUGGGUUCGGUAAAACGACAUCCUCGGAGCCGGGUUCGGGAAAGGGGACUAGGUAUCCGGCUCGGAGAGUGGCCACCUUGCACGGUGCGAAAACGGGGUAUUUGUGCUGGGAAGAGGCGUGGGGCCUCGAUCGGCGGGGGCUGCACGGAGGGACAGGCGUACCGACCGAGUCGGGCUGGAUGCGCUGGACUCGGCCCGGAGCGCUGCGGUUCCAGCAAAGCACCAUACCACAGCCCCAGACAGAAAGACGGAGACACGGACGUCGCUGUCUCCAUUCCGGACUAUAACACCAUUUAUUAUUGUUAUAACGGUUCUAUACUGUAGAGGAGAUCAGGUGAGCUCACUGACAGUCUAGACUGCAGCUGUCAAGCUAUUUCAGUCCGGACCGACUGGUUUUGGGAGAACGAACGGACCGACUGCUGGACUCAGCUUGGACCGGGUCCUGGAGAGUCCAGGGCGGGUUGUGGAGCUCGGAUCGCCCGCUGACGGCCUGCCAUCAUGGGCAACGUGCCCACGGCCAAGAAGGGGAGCGAGAUGGAGAGUGUGAAGGAGUUCCUGGCUAAAGCCAAAGAGGACUUUCUCAAGAAGUGGGAGAACCCUGAACAGAACACAGCGAGUCUGGAUCAGUUUGAGCGGUUGAAAACUCUGGGUACGGGUUCGUUUGGCCGCGUCAUGCUGGUCAAGCACAAAGAGACCGGGCAACACUUUGCCAUGAAGAUCCUCAACAAGCAGAAGGUUGUGAAGCUGAAACAGAUAGAACACACUCUGAAUGAGAAGCGUAUUCUGACGGCUGUCAGCUUCCCUUUCCUGGUACAAGUAGAGUUCUCCUUCAAGGACAACACUAACCUGUACAUGGUGAUGGAGUAUGUACCUGGUGGAGAGAUGUUCUCUCAUCUACGACGAAUCGGCAGGUUCAGUGAGCCUCAUGCUCGGUUCUACGCGGCUCAGAUCGUUCUGACCUUUGAGUACCUCCACGCCCUGGACCUCAUCUACCGAGACCUGAAACCGGAGAACCUUCUCAUAGACCAGCAGGGCUACAUACAGGUGACAGAUUUUGGUUUUGCUAAGCGUGUGAAAGGUCGAACCUGGACACUGUGUGGAACCCCAGAGUACCUGGCCCCAGAGAUCAUCCUCAGCAAGGGGUAUAACAAAGCGGUAGACUGGUGGGCGUUGGGUGUGUUGGUCUAUGAGAUGGCAGCCGGUUAUCCUCCCUUCUUCGCUGACCAGCCCAUACAAAUUUACGAAAAGAUUGUCUCUGGGAAGGUGCGUUUCCCCUCCCACUUCAGCUCUGACCUGAAGGAUCUGUUGAGGAAUCUACUACAGGUGGACCUGACCAAGCGCUAUGGCAACCUGAAGAACGGCGUCAACGACAUCAAGGGACACAAGUGGUUCGCCACCACAGAUUGGAUCGCCGUAUACCAGAGAAAGGUGGAGGCCCCGUUCGUUCCUAAGUUCAAAGGCCCAGGUGACACCAGCAACUUUGAGGAGUACGAAGAGGAGGAGAUCAGAGUCUCCAUCAGUGAACAGUGUGCCAAGGAGUUCACUGACUUCUAGACCCAACCAGAGAGAGAGGGAUUGAAGGAAGAAGAUAGAGAAGGAGAGGGAAGAAAGGAGUGGGAGAGGGAGAAGGAAGGAAGGAAGGAAGGAAGGAAGGAAGGAAGGAAGGAAGGAAGGAAGGAAGGAAGGAAGGAAGGAAGGAAGGAAGGAAGGAAGGAAGGAAGGAAGGAAGGAAGGAAGGAAGGAAGGAAGGAAGGAAGGAAGGAAGGAAGGAAGGAAGGAAGGAAGGAAGGAAGGAAGGAAGGAUAGGGAGAAGGAAGAAGAGAUGGGAGGGAGGGAGAGAGAGGGAAGGUAGACUGGAGUACUGUCUCCUGUUGAAUCACAAGCACCAGCUACGAGAGGGAUAGAAGAAGAGAGGGAGAGAAGAUGCGGAGAGAAGAAGAGAGGGAGAGAAGAAGAUGCGGAGAGAAGAAGAUGCGGAGAGAAGAAGCUGCGGAGAGAAGAAGAUGCAGAGAGAAGAAGAGAGGGAGAGAAGAAGAGGGAGAGAAGAAGAGGGAGAGAAGAAGAUGCGGAGAGAAGAAGAGAGGGAGAGAAGAUGCGGAGAGAAGAAGAUGCGGAGAGAAGAAGAUGCGGAGAGAAGAAGAUGCGGAAAGAAGAAGAGAGGGAGAGAAGAAGAGAGGGAGAGAAGAUGCGGAGAAAGAAGAGAGGGAGAGAAGAAGAGGGAGAGAAGAAGAGGGAGAGAAGAAGAUGCGGAGAGAAGAAGAGGGAGAGAAGAAGAUGCGGAGAGAAGAAGAUGCAGAGAGAAGAAGAUGCGGAGAGAAGAAGAUGCGGAGAGAAGAAGAGAGGGAGAGAAGAAGAUGCGGAGAGAGGGAGAGAAGAAGAGGGAGAGAAGAAGAGGGAGAGAAGAAGAUGCGGAGAGAAGAAGAGAGGGAGAGAAGAUGCGGAGAGAAGAUGCGGAGAGAAGAAGAUGCGGAGAGAAGAAGAUGCGGAGAGAAGAAGAGAGGGAGAGAAGAUGCGGAGAGAAGAAGAUGCAGAGAGAAGAAGAGAGAGGAGAGUAAACCAGCAGUGUUGCCUUUUCUGUCCCAUUUGUGUUUUUCUACUGUUAUUUAUUUAUUAUGUAGUGUAUUUUUAUGUUUCAUCCUUUAUGGAGUGUUGGAGUGGGACCUGUCUCUGUAACAACUGUCUCCUAACUACCAUAUUGGGACAGGGCCAUUCUCUGUAACAACUGUCCCCUAACUACCAUAUUGGGACAGGCACCUGUCUCUGUAACAACUGUCUCCUAACUACCAUAUUGGGACAGGCACCUGUCUCUGUAACAACUGUCUCCUAACUACCAUAUUGGGACAGGCACCUGUCUCUGUAACAACUGUCUCCUAACUACCAUAUUGGGACAGGCAUCUGUCUCUGUAACAACUGUCUCCUAGCUACCAUAUUGGGACAGGCGCCUGUCUCUGUAACAACUGUCUCCUAACUACCAUAUUGGGACAGGCGCCUGUCUCUGUAACAACUGUCUCCUAACUACCAUAUUGGGACAGGCACCUGUCUCUGUAACAACUGUCUCCUAACUACCAUAUUGGGACAGGCGCCUGUCUCUGUAACAACUGUCUCCUAGCUACCAUAUUGGGACAGGCACCUGUCUCUGUAACAACUGUCUCCUAACUACCAUAUUGGGACAGGGUGUUUCUCUGUAACAACUGUCUCCUAACUACCAUAUUGGGACAGGCACCUGUCUCUGUAACAACUGUCCCCUAACUACCAUAUUGGGACAUGGCAAUCCUCUGUAACAACUGUCUCCUAACUACCAUAUUGGGACAGGGCCAUUCUCUGUAACAACUGUCUCCUAACUACCAUAUUGGGACAGGCCCCUGUCUCUGUAACAACUGUCUCCUAACUACUGUAUUGGGACAGGGACAUUCUCUGUAACAACUGUCCCCUAACUACCAUAUUGGGACAGGGCCAUUCUCUGUAACAACUGUCUCCUAACUACCAUAUUGGGACAGGGCAAUUCUCUGUAACAACUGUCUCCUAACUACCAUAUUGGGACAGGUUCAUUCUCUGUAACAACUGUCUCCUAACUACCAUAUUGGGACAGGGUAAUUAUCUGUAACAACUGUCUCCUAACUACCAUAUUGGGACAGGGCAAUUCUCUGUAACAACUGUCUCCUAAGUACCAUAUUGGGACAGGGCCAUUCUCUGUUACAACUGUCUCCUAACUACCAUAUUGGGACAUGCACCUGUCUCUGUAACAACUGUCUCCUAACUACCAUAUUGGGACAGGGGUUUUCUCUGUAACAACUGUCUCCUAACUACCAUUUUGGGACAGGCAUCUGUCUCUGUAACAACUGUCUCCUAACUACCAUAUUGGGACAGGCAUCUGUCUCUGUAACAACUAUCUCCUAACUACCAUAUUGGGACAGGCACCUGUCUCUGUAACAACUGUCUCCUAUGUACUAGGAUAGCAUAUUGCUCCACACAUACUGGUAUUUGUUCUGAAUGGCCCCCUGUUCCCUAAAUAGUGCACUACUUUUCACCAGAACCCUAUGGGCUCUGGUCAAAAGUAGUGCACUCUAAAGGGAAUAGGGUACCAUUUGGGACAAACGCACAACACUCUGCACUCACCUCCCCCACCCUCCCCCUCUCCUACCCCCCUUGUUGUGUGUCGUCACCCCCCCGGUGGACCAAGCUCGAGGAAGCUACAGAAGGUCUUGAUGUUAUUGUUCCCAGUGUGGUGUGUUCUUCUUGUCCUUGUGUUAAUACAUACACUUCUGUCUUGACACUAGUUCCAUUCAGAUGAAUAAUAAUAAUAAUAAUAAUAAGGCACAUAGCAGACGCUUCUUUCCAACGCGACGGUCAGGGGUUCUGUUGUCUGGGUGUGCCCAGCGGGAAUUGAACCUCUCGUGUCGUGAUGCUCUUAUCAACUGAGCGUCGUGGAACCAGUUCAUGUUCUGCCUUCUUAAUGACCGGCAUUCCUUUUCUCAAAUCCGGCCUCGUAGUUUACUCAUUCUCACGUUAAACACGUCUCAACUCAUUCCUUUUCUCAAAUCCGGCCUCGUAGUUUACUCAUUCUCACGUUAAACACGUCUCAACUCAUUCCUUUUCUCAAAUCCGGCCUCGUAGUUUACUCAUUCUCACGUUAAACACGUCUCAACUCAUUCCUUUUCUCAAAUCCGGCCUCGUAGUUUACUCAUUCUCACGUUAAACACGUCUCAACUCAUUCCUUUUCUCAAAUCCGGCCUCGUAGUUUACUCAUUCUCACGUUAAACACGUCUCAACUCAGUCCUUUUCUCAAAUCCGGCCUCGUAGUUUACUCAUUCUCACGUUAAACACGUCUCAACUCAUUCCUUUUCUCAAAUCCGGCCUCGUAGUUUACUCAUUCUCACGUUAAACACGUCUCAACUCAUUCCUUUUCUCAAAUCCGGCCUCGUAGUUUACUCAUUCUCACGUUAAACACGUCUCAACUCAUUCCUUUUCUCAAAUCCGGCCUCGUAGUUUACUCAUUCUCACGUUAAACACGUCUCAACUCAUUCCUUUUCUCAAAUCCAGCCUCGUAGUUUACUCAUUCUCACGUUAAACACGUCUCAACUCAGUCCUUUUAUCAAAUCCAGCCUCGUAGUUUACUCAUUCUCACGUUAAACACGUCUCAACUCAUUCCUUUUCUCAAAUCCGGCCUCGUAGUUUACUCAUUCUCACGUUAAACACGUCUCAACUCAUUCCUUUUCUCAAAUCCGGCCUCGUAGUUUACUCAUUCUCACGUUAAACACGUCUCAACUAAUUUAACAUCUUGAAUUAGAAAGGUGUCAUUACAUUCUCUGACUCCAUUGUCCAGGUUUGAAAAUACCAUUAUAUUGUCAUUAUUAUUAUUACAUUGUCUUAACACUCUUCUCCUUUGAAUACAAUUCCAUAUUCUCUUCUACUCUUUAAUGUCGUGUUCCGUCGCCUAAUAUCAUAGGGCACGUCCCAAAUGGCACCAUAUUCCCUACUUAGUGCACUACUUUUGACCCAGGCCUAUAGAGCUCUCUGGCCAAGAGUAGUGCACUAAGUAGGGCACAGUGUUCCAUUUGGGACGUACCCGUGGACAGCUGUUUAUCCCCUCCUUCACAGUCUCCUCAAUGUAUUUCUAGGUCAUCCUCCUCUCAGCCGUGGACAGGCACAAUGCUGGUGUAUAUAUAUAUGUGUACUAUAUACAUACUGUUGCACUUUCUAGGAAAAUACACAAGGCCUGUAGUCUUUUUAAACCAUAUGACUGGGGUUGCACAAUUCUAAAUUCCCUGGUUUUACACAAAUCCUGGCUGGAAGAUUCCUGGGAAUAUGAGGGGAAUAAGCAGGAACUCCGGGACUCCUUCCACCAGGAUUUCUGGGAAAACUGAGAAUUAGUGUAAAGUUGGGGACUGCAGCAGCCCUAUAGGAUCCUCGGCACUCCAAAGGGAGGUGUUUAAAGACACUGUCUAAUACCACAUGAAAAGAAAAACAUUAAAACACAAAGUGUCAUAUUUUGCAACUUGAGUAUCAGUACAAUAAAGUUUUACUUGUUAAAAUGACCAACA